CAACCGCCACCGCCCAUGCCACGCCGUCUCUCUAUUGGCUGCGGCGCCGCCCCCCAUUCCGAGCGCCGUUGCCUCGGGAGCGGGGGCGGGGCGGGGGCGGAGCGGGAGGCGGGGCUUCGAGCCAGAGGCCUGGGUCGUGAGGAUGGAGAGGCGUGUGCGAGGCACCAGGGCCCCGGGAGAGAGAGCGGGGGUGGCAGAGGCAGCAGGGGCUGCGGGACGGCCCCUGUGCUUUGGGGGACCCCGGGCUUGGCUUUGGGGUCCUAAACUGUCUUUGGACUCCUCGGUCCCCCAGGAUGUCGGAGACGGGGGCCGGGCUUGGGGGCAGGCCGGAAGCUUGUGCCUGGAGGCUGGCUUCUCUUUCCUCCUGAGCUUGGGGCGAGGCACCUCCGUCUGCAGCACCGUGGGUGUGUUUUUAUAACAUUUCCCAGCACCGGGCCAGCUCCGUGCGAUGCGCGGCCAGGCCCCCUCCAGUCCACAGCUGGAGGAAUGAUGGUCCCGGGUCAGAACCCAAGGCCCGAAAGGCCGCACACCAGGCCCAGCCCUCUGAGGCCUCCCGCAGCCUCAGUUUCCCUGUCCGUGGUGCUGAGGACGCCGGGGCCUAGAUGCUCUGAGCGGACCGGCGGCAUCCCGCAGCGGGGCCGCCACAGCCGCCGGUAGCACGGGCCAAAGGUGAGUGCCACGGGGCUGCAGGCUUUGUGGACGCCGCCCCGCCCCCGCCCCGCGCAGGAGGCAGCCGCGUGACUGUGACUAACACACCUUUGCCCGCGGAAGGGGGCGAGGCCUCGCCCCCUGCUCUCGUGUGCCACACAUCGCUCUGUGUCCCUCACUCCUCUUUAACCCUGCCGCCCCAAUCCUUUCUGGAAGUAAGUGGGGAUACAGAUGAAUGUAAAAAUACAGGUCCUACUUUACGGGACGAGGUUUCCCUGGCUGCAUAGAAAAUUCAGUUCCUGGCGCACAGGAAAUGGCUUCCGUGUGGGGAUUUCACAGCCUCCGGGAAGCGAAAAAUCUCUUUUUAGAUAGCGUGUACUUGGCUGAACUUGCUCCAAGAAAAAUGGUCUUAUUGAACAAAAGGAUUAUAGUGAAAGGGGGCUUUUGACAAUACAGCUGUGGAGGUGGGCCCAGACAUUGCACUGGAGGGAGCUGGGAGAGGCCCAGGCCCUUAGGAGGGAGGGGAGAAGGGAGCCCCACUGGAUGUUUGAAAAGCUGAGAUAUCAAAGUCUCCACUCAGGCCAUUUAGAUAAGGUCGCCAAGGACUUUGUCUAAAAAUACCAGCCCGUAGGGAGGUGGGGCCUGUCUACUGCCUGCCCAGGUGUCAGGCCCUUUGUCCCACUGUCCACUGGCACCAGCCUGGUAAUCUCAGAGGAAUGCCAAAAAUCUGGCCAGGAGGAAGGGGCACUAGAAGUAAGGGUUGGGCCUCUACCAUUGGCAAUAACUCUGGCGUCUGCUGGAUUGGGCUGUUAGAACCCACAGGCACUUUUAUGGAACUGCAGUUCCCUGUGGGAGUAAGAGGUUGCCUCAUUAAAGAUGUUGGAAAAGUGUUAUCUGUUAUUGCUUCUAUUUAACAGAUGUGGACACUGAGUACUGCAGAGGCUGAAGUCCCUUGGCUAAGAGAGGGGCAAGGCGGGCAGGUGUCCUGCUCCUUUGUGUGAAGGGCAUUGCUUCCAUAGAGAUACAAAACUUCCCUUCCUCCCUUCCAGCCCAGCGGAAGUCCUGAAGGUCUGGGGCCACCCCUAGUGCUGGGGCAAAACCACCAGGGCUUGAGACUGGGGGAGCUUGGUAUAUAGUAAUGCUAAAAAACUGGUUUUACAUGAAAAAAGACUCAUUCUGCUCUGAGCAGUGAGGGGAGCCUCCCCAGGGGGUGUUUUAGCAGGGCUUUGAAAGGCUGAGAUGGCAUUAACCAGGCUGACAAGAGCCCCCUGCUGUGUCCCUCUGCCUCUAGCAUAAUAGUACCUACUUUCCAGAGGCAACAGUCACACAGCAGGUACUCAGGAAAAGUGCCAGGCAUAUACUACUCCAAAAAGAGAAACCCAGAGGGAUAAAUAUGCUUAAAACCCUUAAGCUAGCAACCCCAUCCACAAGACUCUCCCAAGAAAAGAAAUUACCAGAAGCAAAAAGCCCCAUACAGAAAACUGUCCAUUCCAUGUUAUCUCUAGAGAAAGCUGGAAAUAACCUAAAUGUUUGUUCAGCGCCCUGUGCUUGAUUAUAGAGGAUGGUGGUGUUAUCAGACAGGAGUUAAAGGUGGCCAGGUUGAGGUUGGUAGGAAGGGUUCAUUUUCGACACAUUUCUCAAAUGCCAGGUGCCAUAGGGCUUGGCAGCACUGUGUCAAUGAUAGAACGCCCAAACCUAUAGAAAACUUUUCCAAGAAUUGAUUUGAGCCAAAUUUUUGAGGACUUGCCCAGAAGCAAGAUCUCAACAGAUUGGGAAAAUGCUCCAGAGAAUGGGCAGCUCUGCAACUCAUUUUAUAUGUUUAGAAUCAAAGGAGAAAAUGUAAGGAAGGUUACAUGAAAUCCAUUGGUGGUAGAUUAGGGAGGCGGGAGAAAGCAAAGAGGGAAAAUCUCUAGGAUUGGGUAAAAAGCAAAACGGAGCGACACAUACUUCUCUUGCAUGGUUGGGUACAGGAUAGUUAACGUGUAACAUUUCCGGCACACAGAGAUGGUAUACGGGCAACAAGGUAACGAUGAAGGGUUCCGGGGUCCUGUGCUCUGGUGCUCUUGUGCUCUGGUGCAGGCGGUUGUGCCCGCGAGGAAUCUGGGAAAGAAAAUGACCCUGACAGUUCAAAGGUGUGUUAUCCGCGAUGCAUGAGAACAACGGACUCACUUAAGGUAAAGCCUGACCUUUGCUAAGGAAGCUAUUGGCCUGGACUAUCUGCCAUGACCUGCCCUGUUAGGAGUUUGUGAUCAGACCAUCUUGUGUGGUUACGUCCAGCCACUGAGCUUGUCAGGCCCGCAUGUGGCCCCCUGAGCUUGUCAGGUCUACUUGGUUGCCCACCCCACCCCCCACUCCAGCCCCCCCUUCAGUCUCAACUGGAUAGGGAGGAAAACAGCCAUGCUUGGCUCCUGCUGCAAUCUGGAAUAGUAACAUUGCCCCCCACCCCUGCACCCUUGCCUCUCCCCUCCCCUUCCCUUGCUUGUUUAUUGUGUAUUGUCUGUCUCCCCACCAGACUGGAACCCCCAGGGAGUGGGGACCUUGAGCAUCUUGUUCACCACAGCGCCCAGCAGGCCCUGAGGCUUGGAGACACAGAAAUAUUUGCUGAAUGGAUGCCUUUGGGCUGAGCCUCAGUUUCCUCAACUGUAAGAUGGGGGUUCCAAUCCACAGGGCACAGGGUUGUGGUGAGGGGUGAUUGAGAGGAUGUAUGCAAAGCACGCAGUGAACAGGCGCCCUGCCAGCAGCUGGCAUUCAGUCACGAAUAAUGCACACACUGGCAGCAGCUCAGCAGGAAGACAACGUCCUACAAGAAAAAAGUUGAAACUGGAAUGUAUACUCUGAUGGCCAGAAUGUCAACAUUUGGGCACAAGUGGAAAAGGCUCAAAGAGAAAUUUGCUAUGACAGGCCAAUGGGCUGAAAUCCUCCAUGCUAAAGAUUGGGUUACAGCCCCGCCAGCAGAGUGACAUGGAUCUGGGCCCUUCCCCGAGUGACCGGGUUUGGCCGCACCCCAGGAUGCUCAGUCAUCUAAGCUGGAGGCUGAACAGGUCCAGCAGAGAGAUUCCUGGAAGUCUCUGAGCCCAAGUGUGGUUUUAUUCAGUGGCCUCCUACCAUCUACCCAGCCUCAGUGCCUCGGGGCCCCAGGUGGGGCCUAUGGCCCAGAGGGUUUAAUGAAAGCAGGUGACUUGAAGGCCCACAUGUCAUGUCUGGCGGGUGGAUGGGACAGGCCCUCCCUCAUUUGCAGGGAUCCUGAGUACAACAUUAAGGGUAAAAACCUGUCUUUGGUCGGAACAUGGCAGGCGUCGGCGACGCAGCCACCCCGGGAGAAGGCAGCGGGGGCGGUGCGGAUGGCCGGGAGCCGGAAGGCCGCGGCCAGGCAGAGCAGCCGGGCGGCAGCGGUCACGGGUCCCCGCCGGCGCCUCAGCACACGGAGACGCUGGGCUUCAACGAGAGCGACCGGCGGCGGGAGCGGCGCUGCGGCCGCGCAGAGCUUUCAUUGUUGAGGUUCCUCCGUGGAACAAGAGGGAACGUCCUUGAACAUAAUGAGGCCAAGUAUACAGAAAGAAGAGAAAGAGUAUACACUUGUAUGCGAAUACCGAGAGAACUGGAAAAGCUGAUGGUUUUUGGAAUGUUUCUGUGCCUGGAUGCAUUUCUGUAUGUGUUCACCCUGCUUCCUUUAAGAGUUUUCCUGGCACUCUUCAGGCUCUUCACUCUGCCUUGCUACGGCUUAAGGGACAGACGUCUGCUUCAGCCUGCCCAGGUAUGUGACGUUUUGAAGGGUGUCAUUUUGGUAAUCUGCUAUUUUAUGAUGCACUAUGUCGACUACUCCAUGAUGCAUCACCUAAUAAGGGGGCAGUCGGUCAUCAAGCUCUACAUCAUCUACAACAUGCUCGAGGUAGCAGAUCGUCUGUUUUCAUCAUUUGGUCAAGAUAUAUUAGAUGCUCUCUAUUGGACAGCAACUGAGCCUAAAGAAAGAAAAAGAGCCCACAUUGGGGUGAUUCCUCACUUUUUCAUGGCUGUUCUCUAUGUCUUCCUGCAUGCAAUUCUUAUAAUGGUUCAAGCAACAACUCUCAACGUAGCUUUUAACUCACACAACAAGUCCCUGCUUACUAUCAUUCUGUCUAAUAAUUUUGUUGAAAUUAAAGGAAGUGUUUUCAAGAAGUUUGAAAAGAACAAUCUUUUUCAAAUGUCAAAUAGCGAUAUUAAGGAAUGAUUCACAAAUUAUGUGCUUUUGCUAAUAGUGUGUCUAAGAAACAUGGAACAGUUUUCUUGGAACCCAGAUCAUCUCUGGGUGUAAUUUCCAGAUGUCUAUAUGGUGAUUACAUCAGAAAUUGCUGUGGAUAUUGUAAAACAUGCCUUUAUCACCAAGUUCAAUGACAUUACUGCAGAUGUCUACAGUGAAUAUAGAGCCAGCCUUGCUUUUGACCUUGUUAGCAGUCGACAGAAAAAUGCAUAUACUGAUUACAGCGACUCCGUGGCACGGAGGAUGGGGUUUAUUCCUCUUCCACUAGCUGUUUUACUCAUCAGAGUUGUAACAAGCUCAAUUAAAGUGCAAGGAAUCCUGUCUUAUGCCUGUGUCAUACUCUUCUAUUUUGGGUUGAUGUCCCUGAAAGUACUUAAUAGCAUUGUGCUAUUGGGAAAAUCAUGCCAAGAUGUGAAGGAAGCCGAAAUGGAAGAGACAUUGUUUGACCAUCCCCCCACCAGCUCGCCCAGCAAAUCCCAGAUCAAGUGUAAACCCUCUCAAGAAGAAAACCUGUUUGCCUCAGUCACCAGCCAGCCUACCUACCAAAAGGAAAGUAUAAUACCAUUACUUGUGACAAGCAAUUCUGACCAGUUUCUGACAACUCCAGAUGGAGAUGAGAAGGACAUUACACAGGAAAACUCUGUAUUAAAACACAGGUCCUCAAAGAAAGAUUUGUUGGAGAUAGACGGGUUCACAAUUUGCAGAAACCGAAUUGACUGAGCUCCGCAGCUCUGUGUGCCCAAUGCCACGUCCUGGGACAGCCAAGCUGUGCUACCAGGACAGACACAUACUCAAAGGGGCACUGAAAUAUUUAUUUUAAAACUUAAAUUAUUAAUGGAAAGCAAUUCUUAGUAUCUUCCUUCCAGUAAUGUGGUCUGGCUGAAGGUCAGGUCACGGAACAGCAGCGACCUGCAGUCCUGACUUCGGGAGCUCCUCCUGCUUGGAGAAGCCGUGGCGUCACUUCCGGGCCCGACGAGAACAACCUCAGAGCCACUUUUGCUCUGUCAGUCUGUGCUUCCAGAACGUCGUCGCACUUUGCCUCGCAGUCCCGUCAGUAUAAGAAUAUAUACGAGGGAACCUGUGAGCCUUUCAUCAUGACAUCACCUUCCCUGUCUCAUACUAUUUUCACAAACAGUUUUCAAAUUCCACUUCAUCUGUCAAAGCAUUUAAAAAAAAUAAUUAACGUAAAUGUCCUUACCACCACAAUAAUCCUUGAAGAUGUAUCUGAAUUAAUCAGAAUAAGGGUACCUUAAAUAAGACCUGAUGACUAGCAGCAUUUUAUAGAAAAAAGCCCUAAGCCAGUUUGUCUAUUUACAGAAUAUUAAUGAAUGAAGGUUAGGCAUCACUGGGAAAAUGUUUCAUAAUUUUUCAGUUUACUCUUUAAAGCAAAAUGUGAGCUGUGUAUUAUUUAAUUGCAGUGCAUAAAAUAGAAAUUCCCUUACAGAAAGGUACUUUCUAUAUUGAAAAAGCAGAGCAGUGUUAACAUUAAUGUAGUUAACUGGUUUCACUUUAAAACUAAUUCCUUCAUAAAUUGUUACAGUUAACAGGAUUUGGUGUUAAAUAGGCUGAAAAUUGUCACUGUACAAAAUUCAAAGGUGUCAACUGUAACUGGGCUUUUUUUUAAGGAACAGUUUUAAAGUAAGUAUCCUAAGUGUACUGGACAGGGUCCUCUUGCUUGGGCUUAUAAAAUGCAUUGUGUUUUUGUUUGGAGUGUCAGUGGGGCAGGGUCUGUGUCCUGUGGAAGAGUGCAUGGGGAGGCGUGACUGUGGGUGUGCUUGUGCUUGGGGUGGGAGGAGAAAGUAAAGGGGUGUUUGGGGCCUGUGGGGUGGCCAUCUGGCUGUGGGCAGGUGUCUGUGUGCGGAUGUUGGGAACAACAACCAAAAGGUGCUUUUUGGUUUUGUUUGAGAUAUCAGAAGUACACGUCUGCUUAAUCGCUGGUUGUGGCCUGCAUCAUAGGACAGAUUGUUUUCCACUUUUUUUCUUGAGAAACCUUUCUGCAUUUUUAUAAAAAUUUUACAUCUAAUUUUAGAGUGUCCAGAUGUCACUGUUAACUGAUACUUCCUUUGAUGUUUUUAUUUUGAAGUUCAGCUUCUGUGCAGCUAUUUUGGGCAUAUGAUAUUCAGAGGUAAAUUUUAGGUGAUUUGUCUGUUCCCUGGGUGAAAUGUAAAGCAAGCUUUAAUGCAUUGGCUUCUUCAUUUGAAAUACAAAAGUGAAUUUUAAUGUUUCGCAUUAACUCGAGAAAUCUGAAGGUUAAUGUUCACAUAGGGUAAAAGAGGGAACUGUACUACAGAAAUGCUUUUGUGAGACCUUGCGGUAUUUUAAGUUAAAAAUUUAAGUUAAAAGACUUCAUUGUUUUGUGCAUGUUUCAGUGAAGCCCCAUUUUAGAAAAUUUUGCCCUCAUCUUCUCUACCUAAAAGGAACAGUGUCCACGGUGAAUGAGAAUGGUUUUGGGGAAAACUUUGCCAAACAUAGCCCUAAUCAGAGCAAGAAUAUGACGUGGGUAUAUCUUUCAGUUCAGCUUGGGUUACUCUGUUAUUGUGCCACCACUCUCGAACAUGGUCGUUUCCUUUGCAAAAUAUAUUGGGAGUUCAGAAUGAUAUUCAUGUCUUCUGUUAAAAUGGCAUUCAGUACUAAUUUUAUAAGUGCAUCUUGUGUGAAACUCAAUAAAUUCAAUUUUGUAAUCUUUUAAAAAAACAAAAACAAAAAAACCCUGUCUUUGGAGCUCAUGCCUCAACCCACUGUGUGAUCUUUGAGGAAAAAGUGAAGAAAUGACAUGGGGUUGCUAUAGUCAAGCUGCUAAAUUACUAAAAUCAAGUAGUUUGAGGCAUGAGGAAAUGAUUCUGUUCUUGCUUUAACUAGCCUGAGAACUUAAACGUUUGAGUUUUUCAGUUGUGCAUCAAUGACUGGAGAUUUCUAUAAAUCCUAUAUCCAACUCUCUGAAGGACUAAGGAGAGAGUGUUCACUGUCCAGACCACCUGACACCCAGUAUCCAGACCACAGGUCAUCUAGAGGAACCAUCUUGGACCAGUCCAGAGGCUAAGAAGGCAGGACUGAUUCUUCUCAAGAAUGUGGAAUGAGAACUCUCGGCUUUUCUCUCUUCUUCGGAACACUGGGUAUUACCUAGUUGUGUUUCCAGUUUGUAAAUCCUAAGACGCUUGAAUGAAUCUUUAUCAUUUUUAAUUGUAGUGAAGCCUCCUGAUUCAUUUAUGCUCUGGCAACACCUUGGACAAGCCACCUGCCUGUCAGCCAAAUGAAGAUAGUCAUUCCUACCCUACAGGGUUGUUGGGGGAGUCACUGACACCCACAGGGAAAUGGCUACGCACAGAGUCAGGGCCCCAUCAAGGGUAGCUGUGUACUGACUGUUAGUUGAAUUCUCAGAGGCUGGAACACAGCAGCCGUCGCCUGUUAUGAAUAAGGGUGGCCAUGCAGCAACUCAUUGUAAGUGCCACUGGGAGAGCCGGUGGUAAGUGCCUGUAGUAGGUCUGGCCAUUGCAGGGCCUCCCAGACGUCUAACAGGGCCUGGGGCCUUUUCCACUCUUUCAGGUUCCUGGCACUUUCAAAAAUGAAGACAUACCUCAACAGGAUUAUCAAAACUGGGGCAUAUUUGAAACACUUACAUUGAACAAAUUGAUGCUUUUAACAUACAUGCAAAUAGUCCCACACAAGAUAAUUUUACUGCUCACAAGCUACUAGAGGGAAGGGGUAUGGUGUGAGGAACAUCUUUCAAGUCUGACCAUGUGUCUGUGAUGAUCUGAUUAUCCUUAUUUAGAGAUGACACCAAAAAGCGAAACCCGAAGGCCCUAGGGGCAUGUGAGUCCCUCCUGGGGCCCCCAUGGUACACCCUGGGCCACGGCCAUCCAUCUACUAGAAGUGACCCCUAGGGCCCCCAGCAUGCAUUUCCUGUGUCCCCAUGGCUGAUGUUUUAAAACGCACCUUCUGAACUCUCUUUCCAAAUUUGGUGAAAACCCGUCUUAUGGUUUUGUGCCCUCCAUGCGUUACGUUUGUAA
Messenger RNA from Hipposideros armiger (great roundleaf bat), 8892 nucleotides. Its product is annotated as transmembrane anterior posterior transformation protein 1-like. Gene Ontology annotation, cellular component: endoplasmic reticulum membrane; ciliary basal body. Gene Ontology annotation, biological process: positive regulation of cilium assembly. The record is from RefSeq and is a predicted model, not a curated record. NCBI's taxonomy places the organism in Eukaryota, Metazoa, Chordata, Mammalia, Chiroptera, Hipposideridae.